AUGAAUGCUAACAACAGUUUACAAAAGGAAAUGGAUGUCACAGGGAAGCUAAGUGCCCAACCGUAUCGCUACAUCCUAAACGAGCCUCUGAAAUGCAAAGAUAGCGCUCCGUUCCUCGUCUUGCUGAUCGCAGCAGAACCAGGACAGAGGGAUGCCCGCGACGCUAUUCGCCAGACGUGGGGGAACGAGAGCUCUGCAGCGGGGUUAGGCUUUGUGCGGUUGUUCUUGCUAGGGAAGGGUAGAAGCUCUUUGCAAAGCAGCCUCGAGGAGGAGUCUCGAACCCACCGCGACAUCAUACAGCAAGACUACCAAGACACGUACUACAACCUCACCAUCAAGACCCUGAUGGGAAUGAACUGGGUGGCCACGCACUGCCCUCAUGUCAAUUACGUCAUGAAGACAGACAGUGACAUGUUCGUGAACACGGAAUAUCUGAUUCAGAAGCUGCUAAAACCGGAAUUACCUCCGAGGCAAAAGUAUUUCACAGGUUAUUUGAUGCGUGGAUAUGCACCGAACCGAAACAAAGACAGCAAAUGGUACAUGCCGCCGGAGCUUUACCCAAGCGAGCGCUAUCCCAUCUUCUGCUCAGGAACCGGGUACGUGUUUUCCGGCGAUCUGGCGGAGCUUAUCUACCAGGCGUCUCUGAGCAUUCGUAGGCUGCACCUGGAGGACGUGUACGUGGGGAUCUGUCUCGCCAAGUUGCGCAUCGAUCCGCAACCGCCUCCCAACGAGUUUCUCUUCAACCACUGGAGGGUGUCGUACUCAAGCUGCAAGUAUAGCCACCUCAUCACGUCGCACCAGUUCCAGCCGGGGGAACUCCUGAAGUACUGGCAUCACCUUCAGACCAACAAGCACAACGCCUGCAUCAACGCGGUGAAAGAGAAGAACGGGAGGUACAGGCACAGGAGGUACCACGGAGAGCGGCCACCUUGA
Knipowitschia caucasica is the source of this 933-nucleotide messenger RNA. The record is from the annotation of a GenBank genome assembly. Lineage: Eukaryota; Metazoa; Chordata; Actinopteri; Gobiiformes; Gobiidae.